AUGGAUUACCAAGAAGAUGUGGAUGAUAUGGAGCUUAUUGAUAUUGAAAAUCCUGGAGGUUUUGAUGAGCUUAGUAGAAACCUUGGUUUUUCAUUUCGAAAUACAUCUGAAAUCAGAAAUUUUCUUCUUUCAAAUACAAUCCACAAAAACAACAUUCAACGCCUAUUUGCUUGGCUAAUUACUUUCGGAAUUCUUCCAAUUGACUCAACUAAAUGGAAUGAUUCUAUUCAUUCUCUCUUUUCAAACUAUCAAAUCUUGAUCAGAACUAAUUUGAUUGAUGCUGAAGAAGAUCCUCUUAAAUUACUCAACCCUGAAGAUGUAGGCGUUAUUACAGCUGAUAUUACAAGGAUUUUAAUCUGGUUUAAUGAAAUGGCCGCAUUUUUGCAAAUUCCUGAAACAGAAUGCAUUCGUGCCAAGGUUCAUGCAUAUAGAGCUAUUACUUUGUACUAUCAAACAAAGAAUUUUAAAUAUGCCCAAGGUCAUGAUCGUUAUUUCUUCAUUGCAUACCUUCUAUCCCUCUUCUUUACAUCAAAGAAUGGCCUUUCAAGCGAAGUUGCCGAGUGUCUUUCUUUUCAUCUCGCAUAUGCCUUAAUUGAAAUGGGAAAGCUCUCCAGAUUCUUAGAUAACCCUAAACAAACUCAGAAGCACUUUGAACAUCUCGAUGAAAUGAUGGAAGACCAAACUCCGGAUAUUUACGACGAAUUAAACAAAAUGGGCCAGUCAUCAAUCCAUUUUGCUCUCAGAUGGGAAGUAUUGAUUUUCUCUGAUGAAUAUGACAUUGAAUCCAUUUUUUACAUCUGGGAUAACGUAAUUAUUCGAAGAAGCUUAUUAGAGCCAUUUAUGUACGCUCUUUGUAUAUCUCAUCUCAAACAAAUACCUCAGCCUAAAAGAGAUGAAAUGAUGAUAGAAACAAUCCAACAUUUUCGUAAUUUCGAUGCGAAGAAAGCAGUUCGUGAUGCUGUUUUAAUAUACGGAGGAGAUCCCGUUCCUUAUUCUCCAAAGGCUGCUAUUAUUGCUAUUGUUAUUCUUGUUUUAUUACUUUGCUUAUACGAAUUCAUCAAAUAA
Trichomonas vaginalis G3 is the source of this 1065-nucleotide messenger RNA. Its product is annotated as TBC domain-containing protein kinase-like protein family. The transcript has a single exon. Bases 1 to 1065 code for a protein of 354 amino acids. Lineage: Eukaryota; Parabasalia; Trichomonadida; Trichomonadidae. The record is from RefSeq and is a predicted model, not a curated record.